AUGGCGCAAGUAGUAGAGACCGACCCCGCCUCGUCCUCCCUUUCCCCGCCGUGCGUCGUCGUGCUGCUGCCAGACGGCUCGGCGCGCCUGUACGACGACGCGCGUCUCACGGCGUCGACAGUGCUCGCCGACUUCCCCCGCCACCUGCUCCUCUCCACCCUCAGCACCGCCACGCCUCGCACCCCCUUGCCACACGCCGCGGACCUUGAACCUGGAAGAACGUACUACCUCGUCGCCGAGACGCACCGUCCGCAAACGGCGGCAAGAAUCGAUGUGGAAGCUUUCGAUUCGGCGUGUUCAGAUUGCCGGGCUUCCUCCCGUAGGGCGCUGCAGAAAUCGGUGACGUUGCCUUGCAACGGCGUGACGUCACUCGCGCUUACGCAUCAUAUUGCGAACAAUGAGACCAAGUGGGAUAGUUUACCCGCUUCGCAUGUUAACUACAGAUUGGGCCCUGGCGACUGGAGGUCCGAGGUUCAAUCAAAUGACGUCGUCCCCAACACGGGGAACUACGACGGACAGAGGUCACUCGGAUCCUACGGUCCAGUUUCGCCGCUCUCGCCGCUGUCUCCCUAUUCUCCCGCGCUUUCCACGGUCAGCGACGGUGCGACUCCGAUUCCGUAUAGGUUUAGUCACUACUAUGGUGACGGUGGCGCGCGGCUUCCGGCGUGGCAGGAAAUGGAGGGCGUGGGGAGCACCGACACAAUGCAAACCACUUGCACGUCUGACACUCGCCGACCUGCGAACCCUAUUCUCCAAGAGCUCGGCAAUUUCGAGAAUAUGACCGACAGUCGCUCACCCAACAACCAACAGCACUCUCCCCAUUCCUCCAACGGCCAACUUCGCGGAAGACGAUCUCUCGAUUCUCUCGCACAGCCAAUCACAGCGGCCCGCCGACCAUCGCCUAAGCCGUCGUUACUGGACAAGCUUCCCCUACUCAAAGGAUCGAGUUUUAAAUCCCGCAAGGCUAACACCGGUCGGAAGAUCAGUAAGAACAGCGAGAGUUGCGGCGACAUUAUCAGACAGAAUCAAGAGGAGGAAGCUUGGAGUAAUAUUCACGACAGAUCAGUGAUGCACACAGACACACAGAUUCUCGCUCGCCGAAAUAAGCUACCCGAAUACUCAGCGCGUGUACACGCGGAUACCAAGGUGUAUGCUUGUAACGAGGAUAUGUAUGCAACUGGCUUGAGGAUAUUCCCAAGGCAUGCCCCGUCGCAUGGGGCGGGAGAGGAUGGGUUUGUUUUCAGCCACGAGCGACACCACUCGCAGCUGUUCUAUCGCGGAUGCGGCUGUGAGGCCAUGUAUGCCUAA
Molecule: messenger RNA, 1308 nt
Organism: Closterium sp. Yama58-4
Lineage: Eukaryota; Viridiplantae; Streptophyta; Zygnematophyceae; Desmidiales; Closteriaceae
Source: the annotation of a GenBank genome assembly